This is a messenger RNA of Cyphomyrmex costatus, 819 nucleotides long. RefSeq lists its product as uncharacterized. The record is from RefSeq and is a predicted model, not a curated record. The transcript has a single exon. The coding region runs from base 1 to 819 and encodes 272 amino acids. NCBI's taxonomy places the organism in Eukaryota, Metazoa, Arthropoda, Insecta, Hymenoptera, Formicidae.
AUGACGAUGUCGUGCACGACUUUAUUAUUGUCUCUCUAUGUAACAGGCACCAUAGAAUACCAUUUAGAGAAAGCGUUACAAAGAGCAGAGACAAACGCAGAGAGAAAAGUUAUUGGACAUCUACAAAAAUCCUUUUAUGUAGACAACUGCGUAACCAGCGUCGACUCAAAGGAGGAGUUAUUUUUAUUUAUAGAAGAAGCUAAACGAGUCAUGGCAAAAGGAAAAUUCGAUCUCCGUGGCUGGGAAUACUCAGGACAAGAAGAAGCAGAAGUAUCUACGUCGGUACUCGGCUUGAAUUGGAACAAGGAAGACGACACGCUAGGAUUAAUUCCAUCCUUGUUAGAGUUACAAACUGAUGUGAAGAUUACAAAGAGGAUUAUAUUGUCAACGGCGCAGCGAACUUUUGACCCCAUUGGCAUAUCGUCGCCUAUAUUUUUGAAACCCAAGUUACUAUUACAAGAACUCUGGUCGUAUAAAAUGGAUUGGAAUACAGAAGUACCAGAUAACAUCAAGAACGAUUUCAUCGAAUGGCAACAACAGCUCUCUUGGUUGAAGGAGCUAAGAAUACCACGUUGGGCCUUCCAACGAAACGAAGAAACAAGGAAUUUGUCCUUUCAUAUAUUCGUAGACGCAAGUCAAAAUGCGUACGCAGCUGCUGUAUUUGCACGCACGGAAGGAAUAGAAAACGUUUACGUGCAACUUCUUGUCGCUAGAUCUAGAGUGGCACCAAUAAAGAAGACAACGAUUCCUCGACUUGAACUGCUUGCGGCCACCAUUGGUGUCAGAUUAUGGCACUCUAUUAAAAGUAUUUUAAACUAA